CAACCUUGAAGUCAAGUCUCAGUUCUUAAAUAACCUGAAGUCGCAGCACGCAUAAUGCCGGCAAUCACUUCGGAGAGUACCAAGCGGAAAGCUUCGGAGGAGGCUCUUUCCCCAGAUUCCCAACAGCGGAGCAAGAAAGCGCGCACCGACACCCCGGAGAAGGAUCUCAAGACCGAAGAUGAUCUCUUCGAUAAGCCGCCCAUGCGGAUUGUCCCGUUCCCGGAGAAGCCCGCAGUACUCGAAGAGCGUCGUGGCGAGAUCGAAUUUCGAGUCGUUAAUAAUGACGGCUCGCGCGAUAGUUUCGUCGUCCUGACCGGCCUCAAGUGCAUUUUCCAGAAACAGCUCCCCAAAAUGCCCAAAGACUACAUCGCGCGCUUAGUCUACGACCGGUCGCAUCUUUCUAUCGCUAUCGUUAAACAUCCCUUGGAGGUUGUCGGAGGCAUCACAUACCGCCCGUUCAACAGCCGCAGGUUCGCCGAGAUUGUCUUCUGUGCUAUCUCUUCCGACCAACAAGUCAAAGGAUAUGGUGCGCAUCUGAUGUCCCAUUUGAAGGAUUACGUCAAGGCUACUUCGGAUAUCAUGCACUUUCUAACCUACGCCGACAACUACGCCAUCGGUUACUUCAAGAAGCAGGGCUUCACUAAAGAGAUCACGCUGGAUAAAUCCGUCUGGAUGGGUUAUAUCAAGGAUUAUGAGGGAGGAACAAUCAUGCAGUGCACGAUGCUACCCACGAUACGGUACCUCGAGGUCGGUCGCAUGCUUCUGAAACAGAAGGAAGCGGUCCAUGCGAAGAUUCGCGCUUUCAGUCGGUCACAUAUCAUCCACCCACCUCCCAAGGAGUGGAAGAACGGGCCUUACAAGAUUGACCCCCUACUGAUCCCAGCUAUCAAAGAGUCGGGAUGGUCGCCGGACAUGGAUGAAUUAGCGCGGCAGCCCCGCCACGGGCCCAAUUACAACCAACUUCUACAUCUUCUCAACGACAUGCAGAACCACAGUGCCGCGUGGCCGUUCACACAACCGGUCAACCGAGAUGAAGUGCCAGACUACUACGAAGUCAUCAAGGAGCCCAUGGAUCUGUCGACCAUGGAAGAGAAACACGAGAAGGACAUGUAUCCGACGCCACAGGACUUCAUCAAGGACGCCAUGUUGAUUUUCGACAAUUGCCGUCGAUACAACAAUGAGAACACGCCGUAUGCCAAGAGUGCCAACAAGCUGGAGAAAUUCAUGUGGCAGCAGAUACGUAACAUCCCGGAGUGGUCGCAUUUGGCAGAGAAUCACUGAACAAGUACUUAUGCAGUCUUUAGUGCGUAGGCGUUCCGGUUGGCGUUUGCUUUUGUGUAUGAUGAACGAAUACCCAAUUUAUGAGAAUAUGGAGCGGUUUGCUUUCCUUUGCACUUGGUGUCUUGUUCUUCUCGUGCAAGUGGACAUAAUUCAUGCUAGAUAUCAGUUUGUUGAUCUGUGAUAGCGCCGUUCAGUGCGGUUUUGUAUCUUUGAGUCUUGUGGUCAUAUUCUGCAAUAGCAAUAGGAUGG
Molecule: messenger RNA, 1530 nt
Organism: Aspergillus saccharolyticus JOP 1030-1
Lineage: Eukaryota; Fungi; Ascomycota; Eurotiomycetes; Eurotiales; Aspergillaceae
Gene: gcnE
Product: histone acetyltransferase GCN5
Exons: 7
Coding region: 55-1281 (408 amino acids)
Biological process (GO): chromatin remodeling; positive regulation of transcription by RNA polymerase II
Cellular component (GO): histone acetyltransferase complex
Molecular function (GO): histone H3 acetyltransferase activity; protein binding
Source: RefSeq, a predicted model, not a curated record